Messenger RNA from Striga hermonthica, 552 nucleotides. The record is from the annotation of a GenBank genome assembly. NCBI's taxonomy places the organism in Eukaryota, Viridiplantae, Streptophyta, Magnoliopsida, Lamiales, Orobanchaceae.
AUGAAUCCAUUUGAAGCGAAACCAACCCACCAAGUUACUGAGCCCGUGCCCGACGACUGCCAGGGCAAAAAGGUCCGAUUGAAGUGCAACGAGGACGACACCAUCGGAGAUCUCAAGAAGCUGGUUGCCGCACAGACCGGCACACGCGCCGACAAGAUCAGGAUCCAAAAGUGGUGUACCAUCUACAACGACCACUUCAUCCCUCAAAGACUAGGAGGUCCACGACGGCAUGGGACUCGAGCUCUACUACAAGUAGCAAUGGCGACUGUGAAAACCGUCAAGGAUGUCUCUCCGCACGAGUUCGUCAAAUCCUAUGCCUCCCACCUCAAGCGCUUGGGGAAGAUGGAGCUGCCCGACUGGACUGAUUUGGUAAAAAUUGAUGUCUUGAAAGAGCUUGCGCCAUAUGAUCCUGAUUGGUACUACAUAAGGGCUUCUUCCAUGGCUCGUGAGGGGAGGUGGUGUUGGUGCCUUUUGAAGGAUUUAUGGUGGAAGCAAGAGGAAUGGCAGCCGUCCGCCCCAUUUUGGCAAGAGCAGUGGGUCUGUGGCUCGUAA